AUGCUUGAUCAGAGCCGUCUAUCUCCACUAUCACUUGAGUUCAUGGAACCGAUUAGUGACAAUGAAGAGGAAGGAUGCCAAGAGGAAUUACAAGAGGAGGAUUCCGACAAUGAUAUAGAUGAACUGGCGAUCCCUCACUCCUCAAAGCGGCCUGUGGAUAGUUUAGAUCUAGAUGAUAGCACCCUGCUGGAGGAAACAGUAUUCGAUGGUAUACAGACCCGGACAGGAAGGAUUCGGAAGAAGCCACGGCUACCAGACGGAUUCGAAAUUGGCAAGCCAUAG
Penicillium argentinense is the source of this 282-nucleotide messenger RNA. RefSeq lists its product as uncharacterized. The transcript has a single exon. The record is from RefSeq and is a predicted model, not a curated record. NCBI's taxonomy places the organism in Eukaryota, Fungi, Ascomycota, Eurotiomycetes, Eurotiales, Aspergillaceae. Bases 1 to 282 code for a protein of 93 amino acids.